AUGUACGCGAUUCGUGCGCUGAUUCUAUUGUUAUUUUCGAUCGGAGCGCACUCGAGCUAUGCUCUGCCACCGUCAACGUUCGGAGAGGCGCUGGCCAGUGCCGGCCAGUUGUCCAACAAGCUGAAGGAAACGGCCGCCUGGAAAACGUUCACCGGAAUCGCCCGUGACUCGGACUCGAUCAACUCGCUGGUCCGGAUCAUACCGCGCACGACGAUGGGCUUCGUGCGCGACGUGGUCAGCUCGUUCAAGCGCGAGUCGCGUGCUAUCAUCCUCACCAAGAACGGGGCCCUCGAGGGCCGGCUGCAGCAGGUGAAGGGUGGCGGGGCGGGCUUCUUCUACGCGUUCAAAGGCAUCCGGUACGGCCGCGCGCCAGUGGGCGAGCUGCGGUUCCGAGCCCCCCAACCGGAGGUACCGUGGAAGGGCAUUCGGGGUGCCCACCAGGAGGGAUCGGUCUGCCCGCACCGCAACAUGAUACUGGACAACUUCAAGGGCAACGAGGACUGCCUGUUCCUGAACGUUUACUCGCCGGAGCUGCCCGUCGGCGAGGACAAUCCCCAGCUGCCGGUGAUGGUGUGGAUUCACGGUGGCGCUUUCUCGUUCGGCUCCGGCAACGCGUUCCUGUACGGGCCGGACUAUCUCGUCCCGAACGGAGUCGUACUGGUGACGUUCAACUACCGGCUGGGGCCACUCGGGUUCCUGAGCGUCGGUCGCGAUGCCCCGGGCAAUGCGGGUCUCAAGGAUCAGGUGCUGGCGCUGCGCUGGGUGCAGGACAACAUAGCGGCGUUCGGUGGCAACCCGAACGAUGUGACCAUCUUCGGGCAGUCGGCCGGGUCAGUGUCGGUGCAGCUCCUGACGCUGGCCCCGAUCGCGAAGGGUCUGUUCCACAAGGCGAUCGCCCAGAGUGGCUCCGUCCUGAACCCGUGGGCCAUCGCCCGGGACACGAAGGCCCGUGGCUUCUACCUGGGCCAACUGCUCGGCAUCCGGACGAACGAUACGGGCGAGCUGUUGGCGCAGUUGCGCCGAGCGGCCCCCCAGAAGAUCGUCGAUGCCGCCCUGAAAACUUUGACCGCCGAAGAUGUGCGCAAAAGCAUCGGCCUCCCGUUUGUGCCGUCGCUAGAGAGCUGGACCGGCGAGGAUGCUUCCAGUGACGAUGAACCACUCAUCACCGAGGAACCCCUGGAGUUGCUCAAAAGUGGCCGCUACAACCACGUGCCACUGAUGGUUGGCUUCAACUCCCACGAAGCGAUGCUCUUUUUGAGACGAGUACGAAAGGACCCCAAUCUGCUGCAAACCCUGGACGGAGACUUUGAACGGCUGAUCCCGCUCAACCUGCACCUGGACCGUGAGUCGGACGAGGGCCUCGAGUUCGCGGCCAAAAUGAAACAGUUCUACCUCGGUGAAAGGCAUGUUUCGAACGAGACCAUCCAGGAGAUGAUGAACCUCAUGUCGGACGUAAUGUUCCUGCACGGCAUCACGGACUUUGCCCGGUUGCACGCGUCUCACAACGGGCUCAACUCGACCUGGGUGUUCCGGUUCGGGUACGACGGGGCCCUCGGUAUCUACAAGCGGAUACUGGGCAUCAACUGGCCCGGCGCCUGCCACGGCGAUGAACUGGGCUACCUGUUCCACUUCGGCUUUCUGAACCUGCGCCUCGACAGUACGUCUCCCGAGUUGCAGGUGAUGCACAAGAUGACCCGAAUGUGGACCAAUUUCGCCAAGUACGGUAAUCCGACCCCUUUCGGUGAGGACGAACUGUUGCUGAGCACCAAUUGGCCAUCGGUCGUACCAAACACGAUGGCUGACCUGCCGUAUCUCAACAUCGAAGGUUCGCUCGAAAGCAAAACCAAUCCCGAAACGCUAAGGUUAAGGUUCUGGGACGAUGCCUUUGCCAAGUACAACGGCAACUUGUUGUAA
Anopheles bellator is the source of this 1914-nucleotide messenger RNA. Its product is annotated as juvenile hormone esterase. NCBI's taxonomy places the organism in Eukaryota, Metazoa, Arthropoda, Insecta, Diptera, Culicidae. Gene Ontology annotation, molecular function: hydrolase activity. The transcript has 5 exons. Bases 1 to 1914 code for a protein of 637 amino acids. The record is from RefSeq and is a predicted model, not a curated record.